AUGCAUGCUAUCAACACGCUCUAUACUCACUCUCUUGCUAUUUUACUCGUAAUGGCGAAGCAGUUCUCGAAAGAAUUUAAACAAUUUGCAUACCGGGUGAUUGAUUUCGUAGAAAAAGAGAAAGCUGGCGUAAUUAUUCCGUUGAACAACGUUAAUCAUCGACUUCAAGCGAUUCUUGGCAUAUCCGACAGAUCGAUUUAUUACUUGAAAGCAGAAAUGAAACAAUCUGUGGCUAUGCAAGAGGAUGAAUCGGGUACUCGUCGUUCGUUACGUCGUACUGUAUCUGCUUCGUCGUCGUCCUCCGCUAUUCCUCGGGCAUUAUCAACUCUCAGUGGUGCAGGUGGUGGUGGUCGUCGUCGUAUUACUCUCACCGAAACGCAAAGUGACACCAUUCGACUUACGUUCCAUAUGUUACUGAAAGACAGGGUGUAUCCCACGUUGGAAAAUAUUUUAUCGGCAUUAUUGGCUCAGGAUGAACACUUUCCCAUUAAAUCGAAAAUGUCGCUACAGAGGGAGAUGAAACGUUUGGGCUUCCGACACCAGCAAACGAAGAAGGCUCCGGUGUUAAUGAACGCUACUCCAUUUCAGGCACAAAGCGCGAUAUAUUUUCGAAAGCUCGAGGAACUUCGUUCGUUUGGCUAUUAG
Messenger RNA from Didymodactylos carnosus, 645 nucleotides. Lineage: Eukaryota; Metazoa; Rotifera; Eurotatoria; Philodinida; Philodinidae. The record is from the annotation of a GenBank genome assembly.